Molecule: messenger RNA, 1104 nt
Organism: Tetrahymena thermophila SB210
Lineage: Eukaryota; Ciliophora; Oligohymenophorea; Hymenostomatida; Tetrahymenidae
Product: Yip1 domain protein
Exons: 6
Biological process (GO): endoplasmic reticulum to Golgi vesicle-mediated transport; vesicle fusion with Golgi apparatus
Cellular component (GO): trans-Golgi network; membrane
Source: RefSeq, a predicted model, not a curated record
AUGGCUUAAAAUCCUUUCGCAGUUAAAAAAAAGAACUAAGUUGCAUUCAAGAAUCCAUUCGGAAUAAAAAAUCCUAUCCAAAGCGGACAAACAGAUGGUAUUUAUAACCCUUAAGAUGGUGGUUGGGGAGAUACAGUUUAAGCUGAAGGAGUAGAUGAUAUACAAUAGUUUGAUAGUUAGAAUGCUUUUGAAGUUAGUUAAGGAAUCCCUAAUAAUGGUUUCAGCAACACUUUUUAAUAGCCUGCUAAACCAGCUGUGCCAAACCCAGUUAACUAAAAGAAUAUUGCUAAAAAAAAUCCCUUUCCUUAAAAGCCCUAAAACGCAGGAAAUCCUUUUGCUUUUAACCCAAAUGCACAACCUAAAGGAUAAGAAGAUUUAUAAUUUGAUAACUCAAGCAGUUUAGACUUUUAAUUCAAUAUGGUAGAAAAUACAGUUACCAAAUAAAAUUCAAAUUAAUAGGGAUAACAAUAACCUAAGAGGUUUGAUCCCAACUAAGCCUAAUAGCAAUAGCAAUAAUAUCAAUAAUAGUAGUAUCAAUAAUAGUUAGGUUAUUCAAAUUUAGGUUUUGAUCCUAACAAUGUAGAUCCUGAUAAUGAACCACCACUUCUAGUUGAAUUGGGUGUAGACUUAAAUAGCAUUAAAAUUAGAACUUUAUCAGUCCUUAAGUUUUAAAAGUGCGAUAUUUAAUUCUUAGAAGACCCUGAUAUGUCUGGACCUAUCAUCCUUGGAUUCAUCUUUGGUUUUCUCUUGUUGUUGAGUGGUAAAAUGCAAUUUGGAUAUGUCUAUGGAUUCGGAAUCAGUGGUACUCUAGCUAUAUACUGCAUAAUGAACUUUUUGAGCAUGCAUAGAGAAAUUCCAUUAUAUAAUACAUUGAGCAUUCUUGGUUAUUGCCUCAUGCCAGUUAUAAUCUUAUCCUUCUUUAAUGUAUUUAUAAGUUUAAGAUUCUCUAUAGGUUAUGUAUUCGCUCUUUUGAGUAUCUUGUGGUCUACUUAUGCUGCUACUAAUUUUUUCAAUGAACUUAUCCACUAAGAACAUCAAAAAUAUUUAGUUGCCUACCCUGUUUUCCUAUUUUACAGCAUUUUUGUCUUGCUUACUAUCUUUUGA